This is a messenger RNA of Seminavis robusta, 261 nucleotides long. NCBI's taxonomy places the organism in Eukaryota, Bacillariophyta, Bacillariophyceae, Naviculales, Naviculaceae. The record is from the annotation of a GenBank genome assembly.
AUGUUGGUCACUGCGCAUGACCAUGUCGACCGCGUCAACUCACUCAUGAUGUUGUGUGGACAUUAUGACAUGUCAGGUGACUUUGCCUUUCGGGUUGGCCUCGCGGGGAAAUCUGGUGUGGGAGGAGGGAUCUUGGCGGUGGUACCAGAUGUAGGAACAUUGGCAGUCUGGUCUCCUAGACUCAACAAAGCUGGCAACUCGUACGCUGGAACCUUGGCUCUGGAAUGGUUCUCAGGGCGUACAGGCGUCAAUCUAUUCUAA